Enhydra lutris kenyoni (northern sea otter) is the source of this 3554-nucleotide messenger RNA. RefSeq names its product disintegrin and metalloproteinase domain-containing protein 1a-like. Gene Ontology annotation, cellular component: external side of plasma membrane; sperm head plasma membrane; plasma membrane. Gene Ontology annotation, biological process: proteolysis; binding of sperm to zona pellucida; male gonad development. The transcript has a single exon. The coding region runs from base 1104 to 3554 and encodes 816 amino acids. The record is from RefSeq and is a predicted model, not a curated record. NCBI's taxonomy places the organism in Eukaryota, Metazoa, Chordata, Mammalia, Carnivora, Mustelidae. Gene Ontology annotation, molecular function: metalloendopeptidase activity.
AACGGACUGAGCCAUGCAGGUGACCCUGUACCAUUCCUUUUUGAAUUGGGGCAUAUCCCCAUUUUUUAGUGCUACUUGUAGUCACAACCUUUAUUUUAAAGGUUUUAUGUUGUAAAUAUUUGACUUGAUAUAAAAUUAUUUUUAUGCAGGGUAACAGAUAUUACAGCCUUAGUUUAUCAGAGAAUGUACCGGAAAAUAACUGCAAGAAAAGUAAAUAGAUAGGGUUCCCCCCCCUUUUAAAAUUACUGCUAAAUACACCAGAAAAUUGACACAAAACCAAAUCCAAGGACUUAUAUAGACAUUACCGUUCAAUUUUAGUUAUAAGAGUGAAAAAAUAUUUAAAAACUUGUUAUACAGUCCAUUUUUUAUUUUCUUGAUGAAAUGGUAACUGGAUAUCUAAUCAGAGUUUGUUUUUAUGUUGGGGCAGUUAGGAGGAAUUGAAUGUUGAUCCUAGUCACUUGUAUACUUCCAUGGUAAAACUAGCUUUAGUUCAUUUAUCGCUUAUGUGUAUUAGGAAAACUUACUAUAGGGAAGAAUUAUGUUUACAUACAGAUACAAAAAGUUUAAACUCAUGUCUUACGAACAUAGGCUGAUGAAGGAGGGUUGGGAUGAGAAACGAUAUCUUGAUAACUACAGAAAUGAGGAAAGGAAGCAGUGGGUACAGAGAACUUUGUCCUGCUCAGAGAUCCCCAAAGAAUCCCCGUCCCCUCCCCCUACCUCCUGCCAGAAUGUUGGGUUUCAAAGAAGGAGCAGAUUAACGGAUAUCAGGAGUAGUGUGGCCUGGGCUGAGAAUAAGGAUAACUUAGGCAAAUUACGAGUUAAUAGUACUGUCUGAAUCAUUACAGUCUGCCUACAUGGCAUAUCUGUGAAGGUAAAGGGAACAAACUCAAGGAACAUUAGAGCUUCAGCUGUUGGAAGGAAGUCAUAUGGUAAGGGAACUACCAAAGGCCAAGACCAAAUAGAAAUUCAGCCCCAAAGUCUCAGCAGCCACCCCUUAGUGAGCCAGCCUAGACGUGGAGCUGAUGUCUGACUCUCCGGUUCUCAGCAUGCCUGGGAGAGCUAUUGCUGUGGGACAUAGGCCACACAGCAUCAACUGACUCACAAUGGCAUUGUCAAUGCUAGCCUCUUCGAGAAACUCUUCCUCUAUAUUGCCUUCACUAUGGAAGAACCAAAGGGCCUUGAAAGAGGGUAAGAUAAAGUUUCAGACUUGGGCUCAGCAAAAGAGGGACUUCAGGCUGGGACCAGAGCCAAAAACUACAUGUGUUACAUUGGGGAUUGUGUUGCUGUUGGUGAUUUUCCUGCCAGGCUUGUACUGUGACCCUGGAUCUGUGUAUUACUCUUCUUACGAAACAGUCAUCCCCAAGAGUCUGACAGUCAAGGGAAGGGAAGACCCAGGGGAAAAGGCAUCCUAUACACUAUUAAUGCAGGGCCAGAAGCAGGUGAUUCAACUGAAGGUGAAGAGAGACUAUUUUGUGAAUAACUUUCCAGUCUUCAGCUACCACAAUGGGGUCCUGGGGCAAGAAGUGCCUUUCAUCUCUCAUGACUGUCACUACGAAGGCUACAUAGAAGGAGUCCCGGGUUCUUUUGUUUCCCUCAACACCUGUUCAGGCCUCAGGGGCAUCCUGAUUAAGGAGGGGAAACCCUAUGGCAUUGAGCCCACGGACACCUCAGAACGGUUUGAACAUGUGUUGUACACCAUGGCACCCCAAGCUCGAGUGUCCUGCAGCGUCACUUCCAGAGGCAGCCAAGUGGUGUCCACCAGCCGGCAACAAGGGAGCAGGAAGCCUCGCAGUCUACAGGCACUGCCGUCCUUUUGGUCACACACCAAGUACGUGGAGAUGUUUGUCGUGGUCAGCAACCUGCGCUUCCAGAUGUGGGGCAGUAACGUCGAUGAGACGGUCCAGAGAGUAAUGGACAUCACCGCUCUGGCCAACAUCUUCACGCGGGGCAUAAACACCCAGGUGGUGCUGGCUGGAAUGGAGAUCUGGACCGAGGGGGACCUCAUAGAAGUCCCAGCGGACUUGCGAGUUACACUGAGGAAUUUCAAUAGCUGGAGACAGGAGAAGCUCUUCCCCCGGGUGAAGCACGAUGUUGCCCACAUGAUCGUGGGACAUCAUCCUGAAGACGAUGUGGGACAGGCAUUUCUCAAUGGUGCCUGUUCAAGAGGCUUUGCAGCCGCUGUUGAAUCCUUCCACCAUGAAGACGUCCUCCUGUUUGCGGCGCUCAUGGCCCAUGAGCUUGGGCACAACUUGGGUAUUCAGCACGACCACUCGGCCUGCACUUGUAAAGAUAAACGCUUUUGCCUCAUGCGUGAAAACAUCACUAAAGAAAGUGGCUUCAGCAACUGCAGCUCUGACCACUUCUACCAGUUCCUCCGGGAACACAAAGGGGCCUGCCUGUUUAACAAGCCCCGGCCCCAAGGUCGCCUGCGUAGGCAAGCCACGUGUGGAAACGGUGUGUUGGAGGUGAAUGAGGAGUGUGACUGUGGACCUGACUGUGGUAAUAACCCGUGCUGUGACGAAACAUGUAGGCUGAAUGAGCGUGCACAGUGUAGUGACGGACUGUGCUGUUUUAAUUGCCAGUGGAGACGUAAGGGUUUCAUGUGUCGUUCUGCUCUUGGAGAGUGUGACCUCCCAGAGUAUUGUGAUGGUACCUCUGGAGAAUGUCCCAGGGAUCACUAUAAGCAAGAUGGUACAUCGUGUGAUAUAAUUCACUAUUGUUUUAUGGGCCGGUGCAAGAACCCUGAUACUCAGUGCAUGGAUAUAUAUGGGUCACCUGCAAGGUCAGCCCCAGAAGACUGUUAUAUUUCCAUGAACACGAAAGGGAACCGGUUUGGAAACUGUGGCUAUCCUACUGCUGCUGUCCCUAGAUAUGUUAAGUGCACUGAUGAGAAUAUAUUUUGUGGGAAACUUAUAUGUACAAAUAUUACACGGGUACCACCAAUCAAACCUCACCAUACUCUGAUUCAGGUAGCUCACAAUGAUGACUGGUGCUGGAGCAUGGAUGUCUAUAACAUUACUGAUAUCCCUGAUGAUGGAGAUGUGGACACGGGUACCCUUUGUGCCCCAAACAAAAUCUGUGUGAAUUACUCCUGCAUUGAUCAUGCUGUGCUUAAGUAUGAUUGUGAACCUCAAGAAAUGUGUAAUGGGAGAGGAGUCUGCAACAAUUUAAGGCACUGCCAUUGUGAGGAGGGCUAUGCACCCCCUGACUGCAAAGUUUCAGGAAAUGGGGGUAGUGUGGACAGUGGUCCCCCCGGCAAGCCAGAUGAUGGAAAUGUAAGUGAAGAUGAAACUAGAGGUCUUAGUUUUCAUCGUGGUAAUUUUGGCAGGGUCAGUGAGAAUAAAUUUGAAAGCAAAAGUCUUGGCAAUCUAUUGUACAUAUUUCCCUUACUUCUUGUGGCAAUAUUUUUAAGUCUGAUUAUUGGUGCCAGUGUUGGGGCUGGAAAGGAGAUAUCACAGUGCUCACAAGGGACUCUAGAAGAUACUGAAGAAGAAGCUGUACAAGAAAAGGAAGGAGGCCAAGUAGAAGAAGAAGUAGAGGUAAGAAAUAAGUAG